Molecule: messenger RNA, 4138 nt
Organism: Polistes canadensis
Lineage: Eukaryota; Metazoa; Arthropoda; Insecta; Hymenoptera; Vespidae
Product: muscle M-line assembly protein unc-89
Exons: 10
Coding region: 163-3963 (1266 amino acids)
Molecular function (GO): protein binding; DNA binding
Source: RefSeq, a predicted model, not a curated record
CCUCUGUUUCUUUCACUCUCUCUCUCUCUCUCUCUCUCUCUUCCUUUCUCUCUUUUUCUCCUUCCACCCCCCCUCUCUCCGUCGGCGUUCUUUGCGAUAAACGAGGAUAGGGCUAAAGACGUGUCGCGUGGUUGGUCCCGCGGGUGAGGGGGGGACCGCAGAAUGGACAGCACCAAUGCGAAUGGCGGGAACGCUAAAGUGGCGCGCGACGAUUCUAACCUAGACAGUAUUACCAGUAUGCCGGAAUUACAGGAAUCCGAAAACAAGACGACUCUCGGCGACGCCGUCGCCGAUACUGUUGUCGAUACCGCGAUCGAUACAGCGACCGAUACUGCGAUCGAUACAGUUGCCGGUACUGUUCCUGAUAACGCCGCUGACACCGUCAUGGACGUCGAUAUGGACGGUCAAGAAGUGAACGGUGAUUUAAAAGGUUCUGUUAAAAAGAACCCCGCUACAACGGUCAAGACUAAGUUGCGCAAGUUUAAAGCCAAUUCAACGAGUAGCAUCGAAAACGACAUUAACCUUUCCAUUACAAGAGAAGGACGCAAACGUAAGCUUUCCGAACCUGAUGACGCUAGUUCCGAAGAAUCCAUUGGAUUUAAUGGAUUCGAUUUACAAGGAGCUGAUGAACUCGACACAGGAAGUCAUGUUUUAAGAAAGCUUAUUGCUGAAGCAGAAAUUGCAGAAGCUCAACUUGCAAAACGCUGUAGGUAUAUGAUACCAAUGAAGAAUUAUGAUGGUAGGAAAGACGAUGAUCAAGACUCGGAUGAUAAUAAAAUGCGUAUAUAUGAAAUGGAUUCAUUAUUUGAUAUUGACAAGAUAAAAAAAGAACGAGAGUCUGAUUCAGAUUCUAUCGGCCUAGCUAAUAGUAUAGAAUUAGACAUGGAACAGCAAAGAGCUGAAGAAUCUUCCACUAAGUCGGUCAACUCGUCGUCUAGUACAAGUAGUCCUUCAGGAAUGUCACUAAAAUCUAAAGGGGGUCGGAUGUCGCGCGCCGCCAGUCCUGGGAGUGCUAUGAAACAAAAAUUGGCAAUAGAUAUGUCCGAUCCCGCUUUCAAGGAACCAUUCAAGUACGGUUGGAAACGUGAACUGGUGUACAGAGCAAGUAAUGAUUCUAGCCUUAAGCGAAUGGCAGAUAUUUAUUAUUAUACGCCAAAGGGGAAAAAAGUAAGAAGUUUUAGAGAAGUAGCAGAAUUCCUACAUUCAAGAGAAUUAACAAUUGAUAAUUUUACAUUCUUCAAAGAACCUAUUGGCUUAGAUGAUCCUGAUAAAGAAAUUAUUCGAGACGCGAAAAGGAUAAGGGGUUCAAUAGGACUUUCACCUACGCCGUCAAGGAGAUCUUUCAGCACUAAGAAAGCUAUGUCUUCGCGGAAACCUGUUGAAGAACAAGUUUCUGCAUCAUCACCGGCAUCAACAGCUCCACAAACGACAGCAUCAGCGACGCCUGCAAAAACUUCUGCUCGAUCACCGAAAACACCUAGCAGUUUCAAAGUUAAAGUGCCUGCAAAGAAAACUCCUCAAAUAACAGAAAUAAAACCAUCGACAGAGGAAAAAGAAAUGUUACCACCGCAACGAAAUGCGACGAGUACAAGAAGAAGUCAACAGGCAGCUGAGAAAGCAACACCUGCUAAAAGCAAAAGAUUGUCUACGCCCAAAGUUCAAGAACCAUGCAGUAUAAGAUGUUCAACAAGUAUGGGACUGAUUCCCAGUUUACAGUGUCGCGUAUGCCUUUGCUUAUAUCAUCCUGAGUGCGUAGAUGGCUUGGAAUUUUCAGGAAGUGAUGAUUAUAUUUGCAAGAAUUGUCAACAAGAUUCUACAGAAAGUCAUCAACAUCAAUCAAUGAAUCCGUCUUUAACGCCACCUCCACUAAUUCCGAUAAGCUUGUUAGGCACACAAAAUGUAAAACAAAAGUCGCAAACAGGUUUAAUUCCACCUAAAUUACAAAGAAUUCCAAAGUCAGAGAACACAGAUAUACAAUCGCGCAGUACUAACAAAUUUUCAAAAACAGCUACCUCAACAAGUUCGUCUUCGUCGUCAGAUAAAAAGGAAGAUAGUUGGUUUCCUCAAUCAGAGAAUGAAUUUUUGUCAAGUCACGAUGGAGGAGUAUUACCAAAACCGCAAAACAUUGCUUUGAUGGGAGGGAAAAAAUAUAUAGUUGUACCAAAGAAUAACUCUAUGGCGGUUCAACCCGCUAUUACAAUAAAACCUGACAAAAUUGGAGACAAACCGCCAAUGCUGCAAGAAAGUUCUUUAAUUGAUGUAUCUAAUACAAUGGAAAAUUCGACUAUUACAAAUUUAGGUAUUUCAUCUUCCAAAAAAAUAUCCGGUGCCUCCAAUGAUAUGACUGAGAAUAUCUAUGAUAGAGAAUUGUCGAAAGACGUUUCUGUAUCGUGCGGAUCUUCCGACGACACGAAUGAAACGUCGGAUAGUAAUAUGAAUAAAAAUAUUUUGAAUGUAUCUCUGUCAGAAAAUCUAACUUCAAAUGCAAAGGCAUAUUCGUCUAUGGAAACAAGAAGAAAGAGUACUAGAUUACCGUAUAGAAAGACAAUGUCUUCGACAACUCGAAAUAAUAGAAAUAAUAUAUUAAAUGUGAACAGUGAAGUAACUAGAACAAAUACAAAACAAAUAGCAAUUAAUAGAAAUGUAGUAAGGAUGCGUAAUAGAAGACAAAACAAAAACAAACAAGAGUCAAACAUACAGCAGCACUUCAUGGACAAUGUAUGCGCAGGUUAUCAUGCAUUGCUACGAAUUUUUCAAUAUCUAAAAGUGCAAGAAUUGUUACGCGCUUCUCGUGUUUGUAAAAUGUGGCGAGAUUUGGCUGCACAUCCUUCCUUAUGGAAAACUGUAAGAAUGAAGAACAGCCAAGUGACGGAUUGGGAUGGUUUAGCAGAUACAUUACAAAGACACGGUACACAGCAUCUGGAUCUCAGGAAAAUGCUUGUAGCAGGAGACUCUGAUGGUAUUUGGAGAAAGUUUUUACAUGUAAUACCCAGAGUUACCAGCCUAGUUAAGUUGGAGCUAUGUAGAUGUCCUGUUAUGGUAGUAGAAGAAGUUAUCAGAACUUGUCCGCAAUUACAAGUAUUGAGCGCAAUGUCAAUCAAAUGUGAUACUUUAAAUCUAAAAUUUAUUGGUAACAUUAAACAAUGCCAAGAAUUGAGAUUUAAAGCAAUAAGUGGAAUGUCUUUGCUGGAAGAUCUUACAUCGUUAAAAGAAUUAACACACUUGACACAUUUGAGUUUAACAUCAGUUAAAGAGCUUGGAAAAAAGAAAAUUGAUACAAUACAGUUACUGGUAAAAUUAGAAACAUUGGAAUUGGGAGAGUGCUCCGAUUUUCCAGACAAAUUUGGAACAUCGGUUUUAAUGAAAUUACAAAAAUUAGAACGUCUCCGGCUUGAAAAGGGCCAAGGAUCCUGUUGUACAUUUGACAUCUUAGAAGGUGUUUCUAAAUUGCCAAAUUUAAACCAAAUGGAACUAGUUAAUUUUGACGUAAAAAAUGGUUUCGAUAAGUGUCUUGCCAGAUGUAGAAAUAUCAAGAGGUUAUUGAUCAUACCUACCUACAUAUCACAAUCGGCUACUUCUAAUAACAUGGUACUCGGCGGUGUUACCGAAUUGUCACAUAAUUUAACACAUUUCGUUUGGGGCGUUACACUUGAAUUGCUAAGAGUUACUGAAUUAUUUGUCGAUCAGUGCAAUUUGAUGAACAAACAGGUUAUUGGUGAUUCUAUACCAGUUUUGAAACCAGUACCCUGUUUGAGAUUAAUCGAAGAUGUCGAGGAUGAAAAUGAUAAUCAAAGAGGUGAAGAUAGGCAAUUAAAUAUGGCGAGUCCGCAGGUUGAUAUUUUACCGUUACCGCAACUUCAAAAACUUCUUUUAACUGCAUUACCUAAGACACGUGUUAAAAUAUUGAAAAUUCCUUUCCAUGCCACAUGGCGACAAAGCAUUUCUGAUACAACCUCCCAAUAAAAAAAAAAGAUAAAAAAUAUAUAUAUAUAAAAUAUGUAUCAAAGAAAAAUUUAAAUGUAAAAGAAAACACACAAAUUAUUCGACACGCGUACGUGUUUCAAAGUUUUGUAAAUUUGACUUUAUAGUGUUUGCACAAUCAAUUACAAUGUUUAUAACUUGGAUGAGAAAUAAUUUA